Molecule: messenger RNA, 359 nt
Organism: Penicillium pulvis
Lineage: Eukaryota; Fungi; Ascomycota; Eurotiomycetes; Eurotiales; Aspergillaceae
Product: Dabb family protein
Exons: 4
Coding region: 20-322 (100 amino acids)
Source: RefSeq, a predicted model, not a curated record
GAGAUAAUUCCAAGCCAAAAUGCCAGUUUACCACAUUGUGCUUUUCCGCCUCAAGGCAGGCAUCACCCCAGCCCAGGUCGAGACAUGGGCACAAACAGCCAAAGGAAUGGUUGGCAAGAUUCCCGGACUCGUGUCGCUUGAAGCGAAUACCCCGUUGCCAAUCUCCUUGCCCCGCUCGAAGGGAUUCGAUAUGGGAAUCGUGGCUGUUUUGGACAAGAAAGAGACUAUAGCGGAAUAUGCUGUGCACCCCGCCCACAUGGAAGUUCACAGGAUGCGGGAAGAGCUGUGCGAGGAUACCUUGGCUUAUGAUCUGGAGUUCUAAUCAGAAUACUAUAUCAAACGUUUUAUACUAUCCAGGA